This is a messenger RNA of Nerophis lumbriciformis (worm pipefish), 1892 nucleotides long. It is a transcript of the gene chst3a, whose product is annotated as carbohydrate (chondroitin 6) sulfotransferase 3a. Gene Ontology annotation, cellular component: Golgi membrane. Gene Ontology annotation, molecular function: chondroitin 6-sulfotransferase activity; N-acetylglucosamine 6-O-sulfotransferase activity. Gene Ontology annotation, biological process: carbohydrate metabolic process; N-acetylglucosamine metabolic process. The record is from RefSeq and is a predicted model, not a curated record. NCBI's taxonomy places the organism in Eukaryota, Metazoa, Chordata, Actinopteri, Syngnathiformes, Syngnathidae.
AAAAAAAAAGUACUUUCGCACUCGUUUAGUUUUGGCGUGGAAACUUGAAGUAUAACUUUUUUUUUUUAUUGCGUUUGAUUCCAAAUUCUGAUGACAGAAAAAAAAAUUUGAUUUUUUUUUUUUUUUUCUUUCCCCUCCGUGGUUGUUUUGGCUUCCCAUGUGGACACAAUGAGGCAGUGUGUCCUUACCGGAGACAAUGCGGCAAGAUGCUCCGUGGACGACGUUUCUCCCACGAUCACGUCGCUUGGGGCAGACGGAGAGCAACGUAAAGAAUGAAGCUGCAGCCCUCGUAUGAGAAGCCGCACACCGAUCCCCUAGAAUUGGAGUUGCCACGGCUCAAAAAAUGAAGAUCAAAUAUGCCAUCGUCUUCAUCUUUAUCGUGGCUAUGGUCAUCAUUGAAAAGGAAAGCAACAUCCUAUCGAGUUGGUUUCUCACCAGGGUGUCUGACAAGAUGAUGCAGAGGCAAACGCCCCAGCAGACGCCACAAUCGCCGCUGGAUUACGGCAACGCAACGCAAAAUAGCCCGACCCCGUUCAAAAUGCUGCUCUCGAACGUCAACGCUACGAAAGAGAGUGACUCCAAUCAAACAGAGGAGCAGCAUAAGGAAGAAGUUGAGGACCCGGUGGGCCCCGAAGACGAUCGCAAGCACAUCUUACUCAUGGCCACCACAAGAUCGGGGUCCUCGUUCGUGGGCGAGUUCUUCAACCAGCACGGCGAGAACACGUUCUACCUCUUUGAGCCCCUGUGGCAUGUUGAACACAUGCUGAGCGCCACCGCGGAGACCAACAACGGGAGCUUGAUACCGGCAAACUACCGGGAUGUACUCCGGGGCCUCUUCCUGUGUGAUUUCUCUCCUCUGGAGAAGUUUAUAUCGCCGCCUCCCCAGAACCACGUGACCCCGUCGCUGUUCCGUAGAGAGUCGAGUUCGUCGCUGUGUGAGGAAAAGGUCUGCACUCCUGUCAUCAAGGAGAUUUUUGAGAGGUAUCGCUGCAAAAACCGCCGCUGUGGUCCGCUCAACCUGACCCUCGCUUCACAGUCCUGCCUUUCCAAACAACACCACGCCAUCAAGACUGUGCGCGUCCACCAGUGGGAAACCCUGCGGCCUCUGGUGGAGGACCCUCGCCUGAACGUUAAAAUAAUCCAGCUGGUCCGAGACCCACGCGCCAUAUUAGCGUCACGUAUGGUGGCUUUCUCCUCCAAGUACAAAACGUGGAAGGCCCUGAUGCAGAGCGGCCGCGUGCCCGAGAACGACGACGAGGUGAAGCGGCUGCAGGGAAACUGUGAAAAUAUCAGAUGGUCCGCCGAGCUGGGGCUGAGCCGACCUCGCUGGUUGAGGAGACGCUACAUGUUGGUACGCUACGAGGACAUCGCCCGGUACCCCAUGCAGAAAGCCGAGGAGAUGUACCGGUUCACUGGCAUCCCCUUCAGUCCCCGAGCCCGGGAGUGGAUUCUGAAGAACACCCAGACUACAGAGGGAGACAGCGGAAUCUACUCCACCCAGAAAAACUCCUCGGAGCAGGCGGAAAAAUGGAGGUUCAGCAUUCAUUUCACGCUGGCUCAGAUGGUGCAGCGACUGUGCGGACCCACCAUGAAGCUGUUUGGCUACAAGUUUGUGGACGACGCAAAGACGCUGCUCAAUAAGUCCAUCAGUUUGCUGGAAGACAAGACGUUUCACUAAAACAUGAGGGUGUGAGUGACGCUGGGGAGCCAUGAGAAGCCUUCAUUGCACGGACCAAAAUGUACAGUCGUGGUCAAAAGUUGACAUACACUUGUAAAGAACAUCAUGUCAUGGCUGUCUUGAGUUUACAAUCAUUUCUACAACUCUUAUUUGUUUGUGAUAGAGUGAUUGGAGCACAUACUUGUUGGUCACCAACACUUUUAUAAAUGUAUUA